AUGCGGCUGCUGCUGGGGGCAGCGCUCCUGUGCCUCGGCCUGCGCCCGGGCCACGGCUCCGAGGAGGCAGCGCCCGACAGCCCCGGGCACCAGGACCCGCAGGCGGCGGCAUCCUAUUCCGACUGGGGCAUCGACACCAUCCGCGAUGGCUUCGAAGCUGUCAACAGCUACUUCGACUCCUUCCUGGAACUGCUCGGGGGGAAGAACGGGGUCUGUCAGUACCGCUGCCGAUACGGGAAGGCUCCCAUGGCACGGCCUCACUACAAACCCCAGGAACCCAACGGCUGUAGCUCCCAUUUUCUGGGGCUCAAGCUAGACUUGGGCAUCCCUGCCAUGACCAAGUGCUGUAACCAGCUGGAUGUUUGCUAUGACACCUGUGGGGCCAACAAGUACCGCUGCGACGCCAAGUUCCGCUGGUGCCUGCACUCCAUCUGCUCCGACCUCAAACGCAGCCUGGGCUUCGUCUCCAAGGUGCAAGCCUGUGAAUCCAUGGCAGACACGGUGUUCAAUGCAGUCUGGACCCUGGGCUGCCGGCCCUUCAUGAACAGCCAGAGGAGCGCCUGCAUUUGCAGCGAGGAGGAGCGCGAUGAGCUGUGAGCAACAGCAGCCUGCCAGUGUCUGUGAGCCCCUCUGCAGCACAGAGACUCCUGCCGGCCUUGGGACGGGCACCUGAGCUGCUGCCAGAGCCCCUCUGCAGCACAGAGACUCCUGCCAGCCUUGGGACGGGCACCUGAGCUGCUGUCAGAGCCCCUCUGCAGCACAGAGACUCCUGCCAGCCUUGGGACGGGCACCUGAGCUGCUGCCAGAGCCCCUCUGCAGCACAGAGACUCCUGCCAGCCUUGGGACGGGCACCUGAGCUGCUGCCAGAGCCCCUCUGCAGCACAGAGACUCCUGCCAGCUCCUGUCAGCCCUCGGGAGGGGCACCCAAGCCAAGGCACCCACAGCAGCCUCGGGGCAGGGCAGGGCAGAGCCAGCCCAUGGACAGAGGGCAGCCCCCCCAUUGCUCCUUCCCAAGCCCACAGGAUCCCAUGCUAGUUCUCUCCAAGGCAAGCAGGAUGCAGUGCUGCUUAUAAACACAGGACUUACCUUGAAUACCUGCUAUCACCUCCCCCUACCCUGUAACUCUCCAAUUUGCAGUGCAAGGCAGUAGGUUUCUGCAAGGCCUGUGAAACUCCCAGUGCAUGGAUAUGCAAUGCACAUUUUUGCACCCCUGGUGGCAGACUGAAGAGGGGUAAUUUGCUUUCAGUGCAUUGCUCCCACCCAUCCCUGACACUUUCCAUCCUGUCAUUACACGCCCUGACAACCCUGAAUAUUUAAAUACUUGGUGGACCCUAAACUGAUUUAGGACAUCUGGAGAUUUCUUAAGCAUGAGUUAAGGAGAAGGGCUUGAGGUGUUUGUGGUACCAAUUGAUAUUCAGGACCAAAGCUCAGCAUUUAUCAGAUGAGAAAUCACAGCCCUCUCCGCCAGUCUCAGGAGAGGAAGCCACUUUUCUUCUGCCAGUGUCAUCCACAUAUAUUUAAUUACUUUUCUCCUGUAGCAUUUAACAAAGCUUUGCCCUCAGGAUCCCUUUUCACACAAAAUGGCUGGGAAUACAACUCCAUCUCUAGCACAAGCAAAACAGGAGGCUCACAGGCUCACAGUGGACUUGGAUGAGAUAUUCCCAAUUCUGGAGCCUUAUCUGUCAGGUGACAGGACUUAUGUGCUACCUCUGUGGGGCUGCUAUCAGCAGCCUCAGACAUCAUUCCUUCUAAAAUGUGGUUAAUGCCCCCAUCUGUUAUGGGGAGCUUUUGUUGCAUGCAAAACCAGAAUUUAAAGUGGUGCAUGGCAUUUUGCCUCCACAGAACAUUGGCAGGCAGCUUGCAGCUGGGUUUCUUGUUGGAAGGAAGUUGCUGCUAGGUGUGUGCGUGCCAUGCCACGUAAAUAUUUCAGUGGCUCCUGCAAACAUAUUUAUGGUUAUGUUCUUCCAUCUGCCACAGAGAAGUUAAGGCUGCAAAAGGGUGAUUUAACAAGAGUGGAAAGAGUCUGUCUUGGUUGCUUUUCUUCCAGUUUAAAUGGGUUUAAAAUGUAUGCAUGGAGGUAUAAAUUAUUUAAGCCCUGUUCCUGUUCCUGCCAGUCAUCUUUGCCUUACAGUGAACAUCAAGGAGAUGUUCAGCUGGCCCCAAAUGGGCUGGAACAGCAAGAGGCCCCUGGUACCCAGACCAGGAAAAUGGAAGUGACUGCAUGGGGUGUACUGGGAUGUUUUCCAUCACAGAGGACUUCAACACUGCUCAGAUGUAAUGACAGCCUUUCCUAGCUGGGCUAAUGCCACGGAGGAGAGAAUUCUGCAUUGCUGAGGUUCACUGCUCUGUCAGAGCAUGAGGCUGGACAGACAACCUUGAUUAUCCAGCUAAGAAACACCUACUUUUGGCUAGGGAUGGGAAGGAAACAUUCCUCAUUCCAGACACUGCCCAAACUUUGUAUUUUGCUGGUGAAAUAGUGCCUGUGGCCAGUUUAAAUGUGAACCUACGCCUAUGAUUAAAUGACAAAAAAGAAGUUAAAAUAUCUAUAUUGUCUACGUUCAAUAGCUGACUGCAUGGCAAAUAUCUUAAAUUACCUUAUAGUUCAAGUGAUAUCAGGUUAAAGCCAAGCAACUGCUGGCAGGUGAUGCCAUAACACUGGAGAAAUCAAAGGGUUCUGAACAAAAUCUCUGUACCCAGACUCUGAUGUGCUGGAGAUGUUGCUAACAUAAAUCAUAAUUUCUCCCUGCUUUCAGACCACCAUUGAUCUCAAAACCCUAGAGACUGCUGCAAGCAGGCCAGCCAGUGAAUCAGUUCAUUUUUCACUGCUAAUCUGAAAAACCCCACCAGCAGCUCUAUGAGGAAAUAUUUGAACUUUCAAGUGGUGGCAGUGACUCUGGCAAAGCAGCAGAUAAUCCUGUGCAGGAGCAAAUCAGAGCAUGAACCCAGGAAAACUGCAACCAAACUAAAAACUGCUUCCCCUCCGAGCCACUCCUGCUAUCCAGUGAUGUACAGCCAUGGAAGCAGCUGAUCACAGCAUUCUCCAGGUUGCUGCAUGAACCUUGGGUCAUCUUCAAUUCCACCCUGCUCUGGACACAAAGACUCUGCUUUGCCCAUCCUGGGGCUGCCUCUUGACUUUGUGCAUUGGUAGGAUUGGUUUCAGCUGCAGAGUGGAAAAGCUGCUUCGUAUGAAUUCAUCAGGAAGAACCAAAUAAUGUGCACAAUAACUGAAAUAAGCCAAGAAAGGAACUUCUCCCUCCAUCACUCCCCCUACAUAUCUUCUAUAUAAACAAACAAGAUCAGUUCAUUCUCCAGAAGGCACCAGAUAAUUAAUUUAAUUUCCCAGCUCUUGUUUUAUCAAAACAAAUAUAUUUAGCAGAGGCUGCCUGAGCAAAGGAGUGACAGUGGGAAACUGCCCCUGUGGUCCUAAUGCAGAUGUGAAUCAGCAGAACAGCAAUCCUAGGAGAAGCCUUCUUCCUUUCUUUUUCUUUCACAUAUGGUUGGUAACACACAGAGUAUCUUUCCAUUUAUACUUACUUAUCAUCAUAGAGAUAUUUUUGUUUACUCUAACACACUCACAUGUAUUUCCAAGAUUGGAAAAGCAGCCAUGAAGCUAUUUUAAAAAAUUAUUAAACUCUCAGCCAUUAAAAGUUCAUUCCUCACUGGAAUCUCACUUGCCAGAACAAAUAAAUCUGUGAAAUAGGUUGAAA
Melospiza melodia melodia is the source of this 3707-nucleotide messenger RNA. RefSeq names its product phospholipase A2 group XIIB (gene PLA2G12B). Lineage: Eukaryota; Metazoa; Chordata; Aves; Passeriformes; Passerellidae. Gene Ontology annotation, biological process: cholesterol homeostasis; lipid catabolic process; triglyceride homeostasis. The record is from RefSeq and is a predicted model, not a curated record. The coding region runs from base 1 to 597 and encodes 198 amino acids. Gene Ontology annotation, cellular component: extracellular region. The transcript is spliced from 4 exons. Gene Ontology annotation, molecular function: calcium ion binding; A2-type glycerophospholipase activity.